AUGGCCUUUUUGUUGCCCUCCCUCCCGGCCAAGCACAAUGACUUCUUGGCUUACGUGAAAUCCAACCCAGAAAAGCACAUGAAAGAUUUGAUUGAGCCUUAUGUCAAAUAUGAUGCAGUGCUGCGUCAGACAUUUGCUCAAGCUCCAUCCCAUGCAUCCAUCCAAGACAAUCAUGUCAACAUUGUGCCUCUAUACGAUCAAAAUCGGGCCACAGACAUCCGUAUUCGGGCACGGAACCUGGAAGCCGAGACAGCAGAGGAAAGAGAGAAGUAUAUCUUGCCAUUGAGUGAUGAAAUCAGAAGGUCAAAUGAUUCACCUGCAGUCGUGCCGUCUUUGGAUGAAUUCCAACACAACUUCGCUCUUUUCACAGAAGGGUCACUCAGUGAGAUCGAUUGGUCAAAUGUGGUUGCUGCAGGCAGUGCUGUCGUAACCUCCCUCUUGCCAGUCCCAGAGAAAUAUCGCAACUCCAAGCGAGGCCUGCGUCAGUACUAUCAUGAAGAGUUUGCGCCCGCGUCCGAUGUGGAUCUUUUCUUGUAUGGCUUGACCGAGGAACAGGCGCUGGACAAGAUCAAACAUAUCGAAGACAAGAUCCGCAACACCAUCCUCUAUGAGACCACGACUAUCCGAACAAAGAACACCAUCACAAUUGCUUCACAAUACCCCAACCGACACGUCCAAAUUGUUCUUCGAAUCUAUCGUUCCAUCGCUGAGAUUCUGACCGGAUUCGAUGUUGACGUAUCUUGCGCUGCCUACAACGGCAAACAGGUGUUUGCAUCUCCACGUGCAAUUGCUGCGUACAUGACACAAUUCAAUCAGAUUGAUUUGACGCGGCGAUCACCGUCUUAUGAGAAUCGACUUUCCAAGUAUUCCCAUCGUGGAUUUGAGGUUUACUGGCCUCAACUUGACAGAUCGAAAAUCGAUCCGACCAUUUUUGAACGCAGCUUCACCAGAACUGAAGGCCUCGCCCGACUUCUAGUUCUAGAGAAACUUCCUGGAUCACAAGACAGAGAUAAUUAUCUCCAAAAGAGACGCCAGGAGCGCGGUCGCCCAGCUUUGAACGUCUACAUGCGUCGUCGUCAAGGUAAAGAAUUGAGAGGAAAUAUCAAAGAUGCCUGGGAGGAUGAGGUCCCCGACUGGCAAGAGCAGGACCAAGUGUCUGAUUACCACACUUUUACCAUUCCGUACGGCAAGAACUUCAAUGCGAAAAAGAUUGAAAAGCUUCUUUACACGAAGGACUUGCUCUUAAACGCUCAAUGGAAUCAGCCCAAGGAUCGUGAAGUUUAUCUUCAUCGUCACCCUGCUUUCUUUGGUGAGGCUGAGCACGUAAUUCAUGAUUGUUGUGGGUUCUGUCCUCAGCCAGUCACCGACGAAGAAAAGAAAGUCGCCGACGAGGAAAGCAAAAUGUACAUCUCUGGUGAUGUGACUUUCAUCAAGGAUGACCCUGGUCGUCAGGAGAUUGGCAGCUUUAACCCGAUCACCGAGACUGACUGGACCGAAAUGGCUUACGUCGGCCGAACCGAAAGACUUUGCCAAGCUAUUGUGGCUAACGAUCUUGAAACUGUGAAGGCUUUCCUUGCGGAGGACGGCACUAACCCAGAUCGUCGGGAUUACACCGGGCGAACACCACUGCAAUUGGCAUGCAUGUCGUCCACUUCUGAGGUUGUUCAGUGUCUUGUUGACCGUGGUGCUCGGAUGAUCCCGCGCAUGGCGGACGGAAAGACUGCAUUGCAUCUCGCCGCUGCCCGAGGAGACGCUGAGAUCAUUCGUAUCUUGCUCGCGAAGAGCAACCAGAACGAAGAGGAAGAAGAGAACAAGAAGGAUGCUGAGAAGAAGAAUAGCAAGAAGGAAAUCAGCAACGACGAUGCUAUGAGUAUUGACGGCGGCGAGACAAAGGAUGAUAUGUCGCUCACAUCUGAGUCGUACGUGAAAGUUGAGAAGGAAGACAAGGACACCGAAAUGACUACAUACGACACCCUCGAGGACAAUGAGCUUGAGCCAGAUGUCUACGAUAUCAAUGUGGUUGCUUGGGACAGUCGCACCUCCCCAUUGCAUCUUGCCAUUCUUCAUGGACACGUUGAUGCCGUGAAAGAGCUAGUCACCUCUUUUGGAGCCGAUGUUUUGAUGCCAAUCAAGAUCUUGAACGACUACAGCAAACGUCCGGAGGCAGCAAUCUUAACCUUGGUUCUCGCUCUCUCCCUUCCAUCGGAGAAAGCGAGAGAGAUGUCAAAGACUCUUUUGGAACUUGGAGCUUCGCCGGCCCAGGCCGAUCUGGCACAAAAGACUCCUCUGUAUUACCUUGCCCAUUCAAGUGAGAGUGAACUACUUCAGGUUUAUCUACAACACGAUGAACCAGCAGUGAAGCGGGCGAUCAAUCAUCUGGCUUCCAAUGGUGCGCACUGGUCGCCUGAAUUCACCUCACCUUUGAUGGUGUCUCUCGCCGCCAAGAAUGCAUCAGUGGCAAGCAACCUACUGGACGCGGGUGCCAAGCCAGAGAUCAAAAUCGCCGACUUUGUUAAAGCCCUGAAAGCCCAACGGUCAACAUCCCAAAUUUACGGAGAUGUCGAAGACGAUUUCAAGUGCGGUGUCGACCAGCCAAUUUUGCAAGCCGUUGAAAACGACCUUCCUUUGCUUGCCGUUGAUCUGCUCCAUCGUGGAGUCAAUGCCAAUACUGAGCGGAAGCAACGACACCAAAACACAGGCCAGACAGUUCUUGAUCUUACACGGGGAGUUCUGAAGACCCUUUCCGGGUACAUGGCCGAUCCUAGCUACAGACCGCCAACACGGGACCCCAAUGCUAUGAUAUUUGUCAAGGAUGACCAGUCAUACUUGGCGGAUUUCGUUCCCGGUAGCUACCAGAGGUUCAUUGCGAAUGUUCAGCUACGCAGCUGCCGGAAGAAGGCCCAUGACACUGAGGAGCGAUUCAAGAAAGCCCAGAUUUUGCCCGCUGAUCCACCAGGAACUGCUCAGAAGAGACAAGCCAUUGCGGAGCUGCAUCAGCAAUAUAAAGAUUUGGAAGUCGCGCUGUUGGCAAGAGGAGCGAAGACAUACGAAGAAAUUCACCCUGUGGAUCAACCCCGGCAGAUGUAUGUUCCUCAGAUGCAGCCUGAGGAGAAGAAGGAGCCCAGGAAGAAUUUCUUCCGAGUUCGAUUCAACUUCAACAUGGUCGGCAUUACCGAUCCUUGUCGGCAAGGCUUUUUGCAACUAUUUGAAGCUGCCUGGAAUGGCGAUAUUGCCACCAUCAGAACGCUGACACUGGGUAUGUGGGGAGCAACUCAGGAUCAGCCUCCUCUUGAGAUUGCUGUCUGUGAUUCAAGGGGCAUGUCGUGUCUCUCCAUUGCCAUCAUGCGUGGCCACUUGGAGACCGCCAAGGCAAUUCUUCAAAUCCUGCGCGCACAGCUGAAGGUGCAAGAGCCCCGUGGAAGCAAGCAGAAGCGAUUUGAGAUGGCAGUCGAUGACGAGAGCUCUGAUAUGGACGAGGAUGAGGAUGACGACCGCUUAAACAUCGUUGGUGAUGAAGUUGAUGACACAUUCACUCAUGACAACGUUGGCGAAGAUGCCAGUCAAGUUGAAAGUGAUGUCACUCCUUUCCAAGCCUUCACGAAGAACUUUGACGCUUUUCUGUUCCUCGACGCUCUCCCGCCAAAGCAUCUUUGCAGAAUUGUGCCAGACAGCGGGGCUUAUUGGGGAUCCCAGGAAGGUGCUAAAAUCAACAGCUUCGUCAAAUAUGCGAUCUAUAAGAAUGACCUUCCCCUUUUGGAUUACCUAUUGGAAAUUGGAAAGGAUAUCGCUCAGAACAACCCUCGUGGAAAGCUCGUAUACUCAGUUUCGUCUGACGAGUUCCAACUCGCCAUCGGUCUGGGUCGCAUCGACUGCCUUUCCAAGCUCAUUCAGAGCACUGGGGCUGGGCUUCCACUUGCUAAGUUGAGUCAAGACUGCGGGGUUGAAGCUCGCAAAGAGCAUCAAUAUUAUCCCGGCUUGUCUAUUCGUGGCACCAAGCGUGCCGACUGGGCUGAUGCUGGGCGAGGCGGAGAAAUCGGACACCCAGAUCAGCGUCCACCUCUUCUGAUCGCAGCCCUCCAAGGCAAUCUUGCAAGUACAGAGUUCUUCCUUGGCACUGGCCCAGCACGGUACUAUCUUGAGUACUUGAAUUCGAUUCCAGAGAAUGAGCACGUCAAGAGGCUGGCACAGUCUCAGCUUGGAGUCGAAGCGACUUUGUUGAGCUGGUUGCAGACGAGAAACAAUCUUGCAAUUCACUGCGCAGUGAUGUCUCGGCCGUCUGAUGACACCGAGCGUCUUUUGCAGUACCUCGUUGACCACCACCCUGAAUGCAUUGAGGUGCGAUCUAGUGGUGGACUCACACCUCUCGCCUUGGCUAUGUCCCUCCAUCGAGUUCGGUUUUCCCGCAUUCUCAUAGCCGCAGGAGCCAACCAAGCGACUCGAGAUUCAGGAGCAAACAAUCUUCUACACCUGAUUCUCCACUCUGCCGAGGGUCGCAAUUGCAAGAACUCCGAGCGAUGUGGCAGACUUAUCAGUCUUCUCGAUCAGCGCCUCAUCCCUACAAUGCUAGUAGAAAGAGCAGGCGACAGCUCGCAGACACCUUUCGCGCGCUGGCUGGAGCACUCUCCCCGCCCACAGGAUACCUUCGACCGGAGCGAGGGGGGCAAAACGCUCGUUUCCAUGACAAACCUGAUCCUAGAUCUUGCGCAGUCAUCCAACCAAAGACACCUGGAGCUCUUCGAUGGAGCGGGUAACACUGUCGCCCACGAUGCAGUCAAGGGAGGACAACACAGAGCCUUGGAGCAGAUCCUGGAUCGUCGCCCUGACCUUCUAUACCGCGAGAACGCAACUGGAACGACUGCACUUGAAAUGGCUGUCGACGCAUGGGUGAACAAACAGACCUCGGCUCCACCGUCAAGUCCACACAGGAACAGAAACCCACCAGUUCACCGCAUGAAUAUGGUUGCUCGGGACCCUAUUUACUUUGUCGAGGGUGUUUGUGCUCCAGAUAAUGAUGUGAACAUCAUGCUUCGGGUCUGCCAGGGUCGCGCUCGCCAAAGUCCCUCCAAGAGAAGAUUGGUGAGCCUGUUCGAGGCGAAUGAGGUUGCAAAGCGGUUGGCGGCUCGAUCUGAGGUUACUGGGGAAUACGGAUAUGGAUAUGGUCGUCGUCGGGUUCGGGGUCGUUAUCAGCACUCAUCUGAUCGUGAACAAGAUGAGGUUGCUAUGUCUAAUGUUUUGGCUGCGCAUUGA
Penicillium nucicola is the source of this 5247-nucleotide messenger RNA. RefSeq lists its product as uncharacterized. The transcript has 6 exons. Lineage: Eukaryota; Fungi; Ascomycota; Eurotiomycetes; Eurotiales; Aspergillaceae. The record is from RefSeq and is a predicted model, not a curated record. Bases 1 to 5247 code for a protein of 1748 amino acids. Gene Ontology annotation, molecular function: protein binding.